Messenger RNA from Aspergillus bombycis, 2226 nucleotides. Its product is annotated as ABC-F family ATP-binding cassette domain-containing protein. The record is from RefSeq and is a predicted model, not a curated record. Bases 1 to 2226 code for a protein of 741 amino acids. The transcript has 7 exons. Gene Ontology annotation, molecular function: ATP binding; ATP hydrolysis activity. NCBI's taxonomy places the organism in Eukaryota, Fungi, Ascomycota, Eurotiomycetes, Eurotiales, Aspergillaceae.
AUGAAGUCGUCUAUUCUCGCAACUUGCAAACAGACUCGUUUCAAUCUGCUUGAUGAUAGGCCGACCCAGGAGAUUGACGUAGAGGGCCUCACUAUCGCCGUCUAUUCGUCACGGGAUACUCCGGAGGGCACCUCGAAGUCAACGCUCAAAGGAAAAUCCAAGAGCAAGCCGGAUACAAGAGAGCUUAUCUCAGAUGCCCAUCUGCGGUUGAAGGCAGGCGUACACUAUGGGCUGAUAGGUCGAAAUGGGACUGGAAAGUCGACGCUCCUACGAGCUAUGGCGGACAAACUCGUCCCUGGCAUCCCGCAUUCGACACGUAUAGCUAUCUUGCAACAGACAGAGACCUCGUCAGAAGAGGACCGCAAGGACUUUGCCGCCGAGGAAGCGGCAAACAAAAACAAGACAGUCCUUCAAUAUGUUUUGAGCAGUGAUCAUUCCCGGAAUGAGUUGGUCCAUAAGAUGAACUUCCUGUCUGAAAGCUUCGAGACGGAUGAUCCAUUGCAACCGGUCAGCGCCAUUCGCAGAAUCCGUCAUGACAAGGCUGAAAAGGAGCUGUUCCUCGCUCAGAAAAAUGCGAGCUUGAAGAGUGGAGCCAGAGGUUUACAGGCGCGGAAGGACAUGAAAGCUGCCGAGAACAAGUUCCAAGCUUCACUAGAAAUACUGAACCAGGAGAAAGAAUCAAUCGAUGCCGAUGUUAUCAAAGAAGAUACGCAGGCUGCGGCGCAUGCAUUGCAAGACCUUCAAGCUCAGUUUGAGACUAUGAAACUAGUCGACAUUGAGCAACAGGCGCGUCAAAUUUUGAUUGGUUUAGGCUUUCAAGAGACCACGUUCGAUAAACCGUUCCUGACAUUAUCCGGAGGCUGGCGUAUGCGAUGCAUGCUGGCAAGUGUCCUUAUCCAAAGCCCAGAUUUCAUGAUCCUCGAUGAACCGACGAAUUUCUUGGAUUUGCUAGGAGUAGUUUGGCUUGAGAACUAUCUUCGGCAGCUGAAGGACUCAUCACAAACCACUAUAGUCUUGGUUUCCCACGAUAGGGACUUCGUAAAUGCCGUCUGCGAAGAGAUUGUCAUUCUAAGAGACCAGAAGCUCACGUACUUCAAAGGUAAUUUGUCGGCCUACGAGAGAGAUUUCGAAGAGCAAAAGUUGUACUGGGGUCGCAUGAAGGAGGCACAGGAGCGCCAAAUUGCUCACAUGGAAGCAACUAUCCGUGAAACAACCAAGACUGGGAAGAAAACAAACGAUGAUAACAAGUUACGUAUGGCUAAGUCGCGGCAGAAGAAGCUGGAUGACAGGAUGGGCGUCCAAGUGAGUGCGACUGGAGGGCGGUUCAAACUGAAUCGAGACCGAGUUGGAUGGCAUUCGAGUUCUCGAGAAGAGAUCGAGGUUCCAACCGACGAAAAGGGUGCUUCGAUAAUUCUCCCUGACGCCACAGAACUGCGGUAUCCAGGUCCGCUUAUUUCUGCAGAAGGGAUUGUAUUCAAGUAUCAGCCGAAUGGAGCUCCAAUAUUGGAUGGAGUGGACCUUGUCAUGCACAUGGGGGAUCGAGUUGGCCUCAUGGGUCUUAAUGGAUGCGGAAAGUCCACAUUAAUCCGGGUCCUUGUUGGAGAUGCAUUGCCAACCAAGGGAAAGAUAUCAACACAUUCGCGACUGAAACUCGGUUACUAUUCCCAGCACUCAAUAGAGGACCUGCAAGAACAGGGUCAAGCUGACCCCAGCUUAACCGCAUUAGGCUUUAUGUCUAAAGAAACUGAUGGGAUAAUUGGUGAAGGUCAGUUGAGGGGUUUGCUAUCAAGCUUGGGUCUUCAGGGCCGAAUCGCCUCCGACGUGCCUGUGUCUCGACUAUCGGGCGGUCAACUUGUCCGCUUGGCAUUGGCGAAAGUCAUUUGGAAUUCUCCGCAUUUGCUCGUCUUGGACGAAAUCACUACCCAUUUGGAUUUCCAUACUGUUACGGCCCUCGCGUCAGCACUAUCUUCUUUCAACGGGGCAAUUAUCUUAGUAUCGCAUGAUCGGUUUCUGGCCCGUUCGGUCAUCGAAGGUAAACGUGACGAGGAACAUCAACUGGACGAUGACUUCGAGGGUGUUGACGAAGAGACGGACGAGAGUCAGAGUCGCAGACGAGCUGUGUAUGUCCUGAAGGGCGGGAAGCUCAAGGAACAGAGCAAAGGGGUAGAGCAGUUUGAACAGAGUCUGGUGAAGCGGGUGCAGAAGAUGCUUCCGGCGCAGGGGUAA